AUGAACAGGUCCAUUGAGACCUCCCCUGUGUUGGGGUUCAUUCUCCUGGGCCUCUCUGCCCACCCAAAGCUGGAGAAGACAUUCUUUGUGUUCAUCCUGCUGAUGUACCUGGUGAUCCUGCUGGGCAAUGGGGUCCUCAUCCUGGUGACCAUCCUUGACUCCCGCCUGCACACGCCCAUGUACUUCUUCCUGGGGAACCUCUCCUUCCUGGACAUCUGCUAUACAACUUCCUCAGUCCCCCUCAUCCUUGACAGCCUCCUGACCCCCAGGAAAACCAUCUCCUUCUCAGCCUGUGCAGUACAGAUGUUCCUCUCUUUUGCCAUGGGAGCCACAGAGUGUGUCCUCCUGAGCAUGAUGGCUUUUGAUCGCUAUGUGGCCAUCUGCAACCCCCUUAGGUACCCUGUGGUCAUAAGCAAGGCUGCCUACAUGCCCAUGGCUGUCAGCUCCUGGGCAGCUGGUAUCACCAACUCUGUGGUACAGACAUCCCUAGCAAUGCGACUGCCCUUCUGUGGGGACAAUGUCAUCAAUCACUUCACCUGUGAGAUCCUGGCAGUUCUAAAGUUGGCCUGUGCUGACAUCUCCAUCAACGUGAUCAGCAUGGUUGUGGCCAACAUGAUCUUCCUUGCACUCUCAGUCCUGUUUAUUUUUGUCUCGUAUGUCUUUAUCCUUGCCACCAUCCUGAGAAUCCCCUCAGCUGAGGGGAGGAAAAAGGCCUUCUCCACCUGCUCUGCCCACCUCACUGUCGUGAUCGUCUUCUACAGGACCAUCCUCUUCAUGUAUGGGAAGCCCAAGUCUAAGGACCCAAUGGGAGCAGACAAACAGGACCUUGCAGACAAACUCAUCUCCCUUUUCUAUGGAGUGGUGACCCCAUGCUCAAACCCAUCAUCUACAGCCUGAGGAACAAAGAUGUGAAAGCUGCUAUGAGGAACCUGGUGGC
Symphalangus syndactylus (siamang) is the source of this 937-nucleotide messenger RNA. RefSeq names its product olfactory receptor 13C7-like. Gene Ontology annotation, molecular function: olfactory receptor activity; G protein-coupled receptor activity. Gene Ontology annotation, biological process: G protein-coupled receptor signaling pathway. The record is from RefSeq and is a predicted model, not a curated record. NCBI's taxonomy places the organism in Eukaryota, Metazoa, Chordata, Mammalia, Primates, Hylobatidae. Gene Ontology annotation, cellular component: membrane.